This is a messenger RNA of Chara braunii, 4925 nucleotides long. Lineage: Eukaryota; Viridiplantae; Streptophyta; Charophyceae; Charales; Characeae. The record is from the annotation of a GenBank genome assembly.
GGCAGGGUUUCCUGUGUGCUGGGUCGAUGGUCCGCAGAGAGAGUCUCGCUUGAUUGAGCGGGCGCGCACAAGUUGACAUCAACCGCUGCAGAUUUUGAAAGGCGCCGCCACGUCAGCACCCCCCCGCCUGGGCCAUCCGUCGUCGGUUGUAGAAUCCUCUACCCGAGAGAAAGAAGCGACCGUAAAAUUUUGUGCAGCAGAGGGGAAGAGCGGAGAAUCAAUCAAACAGAGGAGAAAGGAGAGUAGUGAUAAACAGAGGCCCCAAAGACUGUCUUUCGUGCACGCUUCGACCAAAUUUCCAUACACAUCCGCGCAUGCACUAGCCUCAGAAGAAGAAACGCGCUCAUUGUCCUUCGCGCGUUUCAACCAGGAAGCCCUCCUGGCACUCACUCAUCAGGGGCCUUUUCUCCCAGCAUCCGCCGCUCAUUGUCCCUCGCACGAUUCAGCCAGGUAGCCCACUUGGCACUCAUCAGGGGCCUUCUCCCCAAAUCCGCCUUACGCCAACCACCUACUUGUCCAGCCACUGAGAAGGAGAAGAAGAUAAGAGCACAAGAAGAUAGGUUUGGCAAGACACAUCACAAAGGUAAAGGUAUGUCGGUCUCCAUCGCCGCAGAAUGGAGCGAGCUCAACAAUCGGUUUUACAGAAAACAAGAGCUGUACUCAAUGAGUUGGGGCACGAUUGAUCUGAGCCGACACUUGGUGGCCUGCGCGCGAUUUGCCGGCCCGAUUGCGACUGUGCGCGACGAAGACAAGUUGCUCAUCCUUGGCGCUGAGUCCACAAGGCCGAGAGUGUGUAUAUAUUCCUCCUCGGGAUUGCCGAUUACCUCCUUUGUAUGGGAUAAGGAGAGGAUCAUAAAGAUCGGAUGGACGGAAGACGAAGUGUUGUUGGUUGUUGUCGACGAUGGGACUGUCUUUCAGUUCUCCAUCCAUGGGGUUCCUCUGCCUACGCAGUUUUCGUUCGGGGAAGAAGCCGGCGAUGGCCAAGGGAUCUGCGAUUGCCAGAUUUGGGGGAGCGGGAUGGUGGUGAUGUCAGACACGUACCGACUGUUCGCUGUGACUAGCUUGCAAGAGCCGCGGCCUUUCGCUCUUGCUAAUCCUGGUCUGCAGGAGAUGCCUCACUGCAUGGAGGUGAUCCCGCCGGAAUUCACAGUGUCGGGAUCGCUGGAAGUAUUGCUGGCCGUCGGAUCGACCGUGCUUGCCGUCACCGCUAAUUCCGUACAAGAUCGCGGCAUCCAGUCGGGACCUAUCACCAUGAUGGCAUUGUCGCCGAACGGCAAUUUCCUGGCAUGUUUCACACACGAAGGAAAACUGCUCGUGCUGUCUGCAGACUUCACCAAGGUGUUGUCAGAUAUCGAAACAGAGGGAGGAGGAGAAGGAAACGUGAGAGCGGGAGGAGGAGGAGAGGAGGAGGAGGAGGAGGAGGAGGAGGAGGAGGACCUGAUUAGGAGAAAGAGGGGGAAGAGAAGGGGGGGGACAAGGAAGUAUCAGGAGCAGGAGGAGAAGGACGAGGAGGAGGAAGAGGAGGAGGAGGAGGAGGAGGAGGAUCUGAUUAGGAGGAGGAGGGAGGAGAGGAAGGGGGAGGACAAGGAAGUAUCAAGAGCAGGAGGAGGACGGGGAGGAGGAAGAGGGAGUGGAAGAGGAGCACGACGAGGACCUCUGAUUAGAUUCUUUCUUGCUGUGAUUUAUGAGAACAUUCGAAGCAUAGGAUCGUCACUGCCGGAGGCUGUCGAGACGUGCAUUGAAGCUGCGGGCCAUGAAUUUGACGUGUCAGUUCAGCGCAGCCUGCUACGUGCUGCGGCAUAUGGAAGAGCAUUCUGCAGAGGAAGCAAGCUAAAUUGGAACAAACGGUUCCAAGAGUGCAAUGGGGUGGUUGGAAAAAAGUAUGAUAUGAUGGGGGAAGAGGAUGGAAUGGGUCUGACAUGUCCGGUGCUUGUAGCGCGACUGAUUAAUCGGCAUCAGCACCUUUUGGCUCUGCGCAUAUCUCAAUAUCUUGGUCUCGACCAGGAUCCUGUACUUGUGCACUGGGCUUGUGCAAAGAUAGCAGCUAUGUCAGGUGCACCUGACAAGACAGUUUUGGAGCUCCUGGUAGAAAAGCUGAAGAGAUCACCAUCCGUAUCAUACGCAGCAAUCGCAAAGAAGGCUCACAAGAAUGGACGGCCCAGAUUGGCGGCCAUGCUGUUGGAUUAUGAACCCUGUGCUGCUGAACAGAAACCAAUUGAUGAAUUCUUCAAGUUCAUUCAGGGGAAGCCAAUUGCAAGAGACCUCUUCGUUGCUUAUGCAAGGCAGAACGAACCUGAGAUGCUGAAGAAUUUUUACUUCACUGCAGGUGCUCCACAGGGUGCGGCCGAUGUGUUAAUGAGAGAAUUUUGGGCAAUGGGGAAGGAUCGAUCAACUGGCGGCGGCUCUGCGCUUCAAGGCCCAAGGAUUCGGAUGUUGGAUCAAGCUCAAGACUUGUAUAACCACAACAAGGAAACCGCCUUCCAAGCGAAGGUUGCGGAAGAGGCAGCGAAGCUUCUCAAAAUCCAGCAAGAGUUGGAGGCCAGCACAGGCCAGCCAAUAUUUGUUGAUUCCAGCGUCAGCGACACAAUCCGUACAUGCCUGAUCAUGGGGAACAACAAGGCUGCAACGAGAAUCCGGAAUGAAUUCAAGGUUCCGGAAAAGCGUUUCUAUUGGCUGAAGAUAUUUGCGCUGGCCAAUGCAAAAGACUGGGAAGGGCUUGAGAAGUUCUCAAAGGAAAAGAAACCACCUGUUGGCUAUAAGGCAUUUGUUGAUGCGUGUGUGGUUGAGGGUGAAAAUGCUGAGGCAGCGAAAUACAUUCAGAAGAUUCCGGAUCUUAACGAGCGGGCAGAGGCGUACGCACAAAUUGGCAUGAUGGCUGAAGCCGCUGAAGCUGCUGAACAGUCAAAGGACAGCGAGCUGUUGAGCCGUUUGCGAUCAACAUUGACUGCAAACUCUGCUGCAGGAGCCCUCUUCGACAGCAUCCGUGACCGUCUUGUUCCGGGCAGUUGAAAUCCUGAUCUGCGCCUCGUUCCCGGCGGGCGAAAUUAGGAUCUGGGCCACGCUGAGAAAAGGACAGCCGCUGCUGCUGUCGCUGCUGCCAUUACUAUCAGUGCUGCUACUGUUGCUUCUGCUUCUGCUGCAGAACAAUGUGUUGCGAUUCACGUGCUUGAAUUGUCCCUGAGGACGGUGAGAUGUGCAUGGUCAGUGAUACUUAAGGAACUUGGAGUGUAUAAUCAUGCUGUUGAGCCUUCGUGUUUAAGUGGCGGAUGCGGACUGAGCCAGGUUCAUUAGGUUGCUCCUCACUGGAAAUCGCGAAGGUGGCAGGGCAGGGCCUAUGUUGCGAUCUCGCAAACAUGUAGAAGCGGCUGUGGAUAAGAAAGAGGAGUUUGCGACGUUCCUGGUACUUCAACGGAUUGACAAGAAUCAGACACCCACUGACAGGCAAUAGGAAGGGUCGAGCAUUGCGGGUCGUGCGUCCGUUUCAGUCUGAUGUAUGGUGUUUGGGAGAUGGGUAUGUGUUCUGCAGCGGACGCUUGCAUCCACUUCAAAUACUACACCGACUUCAGCAGUCAAGCUUGAAUGAGAAAACGCGAUGGUCACCCUUCUGAGUAGCAUCGCCCAUGGUGUCACCCAUGAUGCUAUGUGAGGCAACGAUAUGCAGGUUAUGCAUUUUACCCUAAGGUCUGCACCGGCUUGCUCUCUGCAAGGCGAUGCUAUGUAUAUCGUGCCUUGCUGAGAAGCUGCCUGUGCUAUGGAAGGCAAUGAUGCUAUGCCUGUCAUGCUAUGCAGGUCAUGCUGUGUGGGUCACGCUAUGCAGGUCAUGCUGUGUGGGUGAUGCUAUGCCGGUCAUGCUUUGCUAAGAAGCUGCCUGUGCUAUGGGAGGCAAUGAUGCUAUGCCGGUCAUGCUAUGUGGGUCACGGUAUGCAGGCCAUGCUGUGUGGGUCAUGCUAUGCAGGUCAUGCUAUGCGGGUCAUGCUUUGCUGAGAAGCUGCCCGUGCUAUGCAAGGCAAUGAUGCUAUGCAGGUCAGCUAUGUUGGUCAUGCUUUGCCUAGAAGCUGCCUGUGCUAUGCGAGUUGAGAUGCUAUGCAGGUCAUGCUAUGUCGGUCAUCGAGCUUGUGCGGCUUGAGGAGUUGUAGAGGUCUGUUGCAGGCUUAAAGCAUUGAAGCGACAAAUAAAAUCAUCGACUCAUUUGCCGAUUCGCAGAACAGAAAAAGAGACGAAGUUGUUGUAGUUCUUCAGAAUUGCACUGAGUCGAGGAUGAGGUCGUUCUUCCAGGUUUGUAGAAAUGAGAAGAGAAGACAAGGUCAGCUGAACAAUAGCACAGGGUACGUAUCACAUUGCCUACUUUUCUUCUUGUUCCUUUGUGUGUUCUUCACCCUUCCCCUUGUGAGGACCUGCGAAGAAAUUCACAAAUUGCCAUAUGCACUGAGCGGCAAGAGGACAGAACUAGUGUAUGCGCUAGAGCUCUUGCAAAGAACACACCCAUAUUUGAUCGACAGAUUCGACACCCUUGUAGUUCGUGCAUGAUGAAUCGCCGCACGCACUUGCAGUCGUUCUGGCCAGGAUGUAUGCGGAACAAGUUUUACACCAGUCCCGUAUACAAGGUGAAUUCGCAAACUAGCCUGACUAGGAGAACUGUGGGCAAGUAGACUAUGCAUUUGGUCGUCAUUCAGCAUCCUCGCCGCAGCACCAGUUUUAGAGGAGAGGACUUGCGGCACACAUAUUGAUUUAAAUACGAACUUCAUACGAGCUUCAUAGAGUAGUUAGCGCCGCCAGCCUUUUGCAGCAGUUGGCGCAAGAGGCGGGCGAGGUCGCGUGCAGCCUUUGCCGUUAAGAAUGUUGGUUGUUUUUUAAACUUCUAUUCCCCAUCACGUCGCUGGUCGAUUUCUGGUACAGGGAAGGCCUAGUAAACAUGAUAUUGAAAA